AACAAUUGAUGCAUUGUAGAAUACUGAACUCUAAAAAUCCCUAAACCCCCUUCUUCCCGCGCCUUUCUCUUCCGUAUUAUUCUCAAAUUUCUUGGUUCUUCGCCGUUUUCUCUCAAGAAAAUGGCUACACAGUUCGGCAUCAAAUUGGCCGUCCACCUCAUCACCAACCACUUCGGCAAUCUCGUCGCUAAAGUAUGCGAAAAUCUAUUUAGUCAUGGAGCCCUCACUUUGGAUCAAUUGGUUCGCUACUCGGAGCUUACUAAGGACCAAGUUAAGAACUCCCUACUCGUCUUAGUUCAACACAAUUGUUGCCAAGCAUUUGUUUCUGCUCCUGAAGAUGACGAUGAUGAUGUAGACAGAUUGAGAGUUAGGACUCAGUACUUGGUGUUGUUUGAUAACAUAAUCCACCGAUUGAGAUUUUCCAAAUUCUUGGAGACUGUGUCGCGGAAGCUUGAUGAAGAAUGUGUGGAACUUCUUGAUGGUUUGCUUCGCGAUGGUAGGCUUACCCUGAAACAAAUGGUUGACAGAGCAAGUCAAGGGAAAGAAAAUGCCGUGGAUACAAAAGUUGUACGAGAGAUACUGAGUAAGCUUUUAACAGCUCGACUUGUCGAACGCUGCCCUGUCCCUGAGCCAGUUGUUUCUACCUCAUUUAAAGAAACUACUACUAGGAAGCGGGGUGCUAAGUCUGCCAAGAUAUUUGAAGCACCUGAGACAUUACAGCAACGUGUUGUAGAAGCAGCAGUGCCUGGGGAUGCAAUCAGAUUUUCAUUCACUGCGGAUAUGAAAUCUAAUGUUGACAGGGAAACAAAUUCAGAUGAUGAUGAAAUUGGUAGCGUUCAACAGAAUGAUGAAAAAGAGGAGGAAAUUCUUUGGCGUGCCAAUUUUGAGGAGUUUAUUCGUCAUCUUAGACAUAAGGCAUUGAUUGAGAAUAUAAGAACUCAGUAUGAUGAUGGAACUGCUACUGUCUUAAGUGCAGUAUUGGAGGCAACAAAAACUGUUGAGAAAAAAGUGAAAAUGGAGAAUUCAGUUCCCCUGUCACUGGAUACAAUUACCGCAGAGGUGAUGAAGACUGAUACAGGACGAACGAUGACUAUAGAUCGUAUCAGAGCUUCUCUUAGCCAGUUGGGCUGUUCACAGAGGAUGAUUGUAGAUGAUGCAUAUAGUAUUGAUUUGAAGAAAAUUAUUGAACGGGCUCAAAAUGAAGAGGUUGAGUCAAUUGUGUUGAAAAGGUAUGGAAGGGAUGCGUACAGAAUGUUCAGGCUACUGUCAAAGGAUGGUUGUUUUCAUGACACAGAUCAGAUAGCAGCAUCUACUCUGGUUGAGAAAAAGGAGGCUCCAAAGUUGCUAUAUAGGUUAUGGAAGGACAAUUACUUGUAUAUGGAGAAAGUAGUUGCGACGGGAGUGAAGCAAACAACUAUUUUGAUGUGGAAAGUCAGUAAACCUCUGCUUUGGGAACAUGUACUGGAUGAGAUGUACCACGCUGCCUUAAAUUUGAGCCUAAGAAUGGCUUUUGAGCAGGAAAAGGAUGAAGAGCUUUUGAAUGUUCCUAAAGACAAGCUUAAGGAGCCAGGGCCACUGCAGAAGAAAUACAAACGGCUACUAAAUGUCUGGUUACUCCUGGGGUCAUCAUUGACGAAGCUCGAUGAAGCUCUCAUGCUUUUCCAUGAUUUCUGAAUACAAAAUUUUGGGAUAAUUAUAAUAUUUUAUUUUUUUAUCAAAAGAAUGACAAAUUUUAACUGUU
This is a messenger RNA of Vigna umbellata (rice bean), 1741 nucleotides long. Its product is annotated as RNA polymerase III subunit RPC82 family protein. Gene Ontology annotation, biological process: DNA-templated transcription. The record is from RefSeq and is a predicted model, not a curated record. Lineage: Eukaryota; Viridiplantae; Streptophyta; Magnoliopsida; Fabales; Fabaceae. Gene Ontology annotation, molecular function: single-stranded DNA binding. Gene Ontology annotation, cellular component: RNA polymerase III complex.